Molecule: messenger RNA, 1779 nt
Organism: Symbiodinium natans
Lineage: Eukaryota; Dinophyceae; Suessiales; Symbiodiniaceae
Source: the annotation of a GenBank genome assembly
AUGGCCAGCAAGUCAAUGCUCCGCCCAGUCGUCCGAGUGGCCCGGGCACUGGGCCAGCUGAGGCAGCUGCACACGUGUCGUCUUGCCAGGGAUCAGACGAAAGUUCGUCAGGUCAUUGCCGACGCCCUCAGUGUCAGUGCGGUCAGUGUCCAGCAGAUCCCCGCAGUGCCAGCUGACUACCAUGCGCACGGGGAUGCCGACAUUGACAUGCUGCACGACCUUGGAAUUCACACUCAAGCCGUGCAGCACAACGCCCGCCCAGGCACCCUCUACGACGAGGCACUGCGGUACGAGAAGGGCUCUGCAAUCCUCUCCACUGGUGCUCUGGCGGCUUUCUCCGGAGCGAAGACGGGGCGGUCCCCUUUGGACAAGCGUGUGGUGCAGGAGCCAGGAACCCAGGAUGACGUGUGGUGGGGAGCAGUGAACAUCCCAGUUUCAGAGGCCACCUUCAAGAUCAACCGUGAGCGUGCCAUCGACUACCUCAACACACGAGAGAGGCUCUACGUCAUGGAUGGCUUUGCGGGAUGGGACCCGGAGUAUCGGUACAAGAUCCGUGUCAUCACCAGCCGUGCCUACCACGCGCUCUUUAUGCACAACAUGCUGAUCCGGCCCACAGAGGAGGAGCUGGCUAACUUCGGACAGCCAGACUACACGAUCUACAACGCUGGGGCUUUCCCGUGCAACCGUGCCACGGACGGUAUGACCUCGGGAACCUCGGUGACCCUGAACUUCGCAUCCAAGGAGGUGGUCAUCCUUGGUACGCAGUAUGCAGGAGAGAUGAAGAAGGGAGUCUUCACCAUCAUGAACUACCUCCUGCCGAAGCAAGGCAUUGUCAGCAUGCACGCUAGCGCAAACGCGGGCAAGGACAAGGGCGACGUGACGGUCUUCUUCGGCUUGAGUGGCACUGGGAAGACCACACUCUCUGCUGACGAAAACCGUUUGCUGAUCGGUGACGAUGAGCAUGCCUGGACGGACAAAGGCAUCUUCAACAUCGAGGGAGGCUGCUACGCAAAGGCCAUUGGCCUCACAAGGGAGAAGGAGCCAGAGAUCUGGGACGCCAUUCGCUUCGGUGCCUUGCUGGAGAACGUGGUCUUCGACCCGCGCACGGGUGAGGUGGACUACAAUGACACGAGCAUCACGGAGAACACUCGAGUCUCCUACCCGCUCGAGUACAUUCCCAAUGUGCAGAUACCGGCUGUUGCUGGGCAUCCCAAGAACAUCAUCAUGCUGACCUGCGAUGCCUUUGGCGUGCUGCCUCCGGUGUCGAAGUUGACAAAAGCCCAGGCCAUGUACCAUUUCAUCUCCGGCUACACGGCCAAGGUUGCUGGCACGGAGAUGGGCGUGACCGAGCCCACUGCCACCUUCUCCGCAUGCUUCGGGGCUCCCUUCAUGGUGUGGCACCCGGCCAAGUAUGCGGAGCUCCUGGCAGAGAAGAUGUCGCAGCACAACGUGAAUGCUUGGCUCAUCAACACCGGCUGGACUGGGGGUUCCUAUGGUGUCGGCCACCGCAUGAGCCUGAAGGAUACCCGAGCCAUCAUCGAUGCCAUCCAUGAAGGAAACCUGGCCGCUGCAGAGUUCGAGACCUUCCCGCGUUUCAACCUGCAGGUGCCCAAGACCUGCGCGGGUGUGGAUAGCAAGAUCCUGAUGCCCAACAAGACCUGGUCCAACCAGGAAGAGUUUGAGAAGUCCGCAGUGAAGCUCGCUUCGUUGUUUAAGGACAACUUCAAGAAGUUCUCUGACGGAUGUUCGCCAGACAUUUUGGCAGCCGCUCCACAGUGA